Molecule: messenger RNA, 552 nt
Organism: Sorex fumeus (smoky shrew)
Lineage: Eukaryota; Metazoa; Chordata; Mammalia; Eulipotyphla; Soricidae
Gene: ZG16
Product: zymogen granule protein 16
Exons: 3
Coding region: 1-504 (167 amino acids)
Source: RefSeq, a predicted model, not a curated record
AUGCUGAGCAUCGCUCUUCUUGCCCUUCUCUGCGCCUCGGCCUCGGCCAACGCCAUCCAGGCCAGGACCUCCUCCUACAACGGUGAGUACGGUGGCGGCGGCGGAGAGCGAUUCUCUCACUCCGGAAACCAGCUCGACGGCCCCAUCACUGCCAUCCGUGUCCGUGUCAACAAGUACUACAUUGUGGGGAUCCAGAUCCGCUAUGGCAAGGUGUGGAGCGAGUACGUGGGCGGCAAGCAGGGUGACCUGGAGGAGAUCUUCCUGCACCCCGGCGAGUCCGUGAUCCAGGUGUCCGGCAAGUACAAGUACUACCUGAGGAAGCUGGUCUUCGUGACCGACAAGGGCCGCUACCUGCCCUUCGGAAAGGACACCGGCACCAGCUUCAACGCUGUCCCUCUGCACCCCAACACCGUGCUGCGCUUCAUCAGCGGCCGCUCUGGCUCCCUCAUCAAUGCCAUCGGCCUGCACUGGGACGUGUACCCCAGCGACUGCAGCAGCUGCUGAGCUGCCCUUCCCGCCACUGCCCAUGCGCCUGGCUCAAUAAAAGGACGU